UGACGCCGAAUCUCCGAAGAAGUAAACAUUUAGUUUAGAAAAUUUGAUAAAUUUUUAGUAUGUUUGAGCGUUACUUAGCCGCAUUGCAGUACCCUCGUGUCGGACAGCUGAAUAUCGAUGAUCCGAAGGACUUCAGGGGAUUUGUAGCAUGGUUGGAAGAUCAGAAAAUUCGCUUUUAUCCUAUCGAAGAACGUGCUCCUCUGCGAAAAACGAGUGCAUUGGAUGAAUGGAAUGCCGCCUUUGAGAAGUACAAGAAAGACAUAAAGCUUCCUGGUAACCUGAAAUCUAAGCCGGAACAGAUUACGUGGUUGUUACUUUACGCCAUCAAACUCGAAUACACCGAUAACGCGGACCAGUAUAGACCAAUUACCGGAGCUAAGAAAAAAGAAGAAGAGGCUAAAAAGUCCAAUGCACCCAAAGUGCAUUCUACUAAUCCAUUUGAUUCCUACGAUUUCACCAACCCGGAAUUCGAAGAAGGAUCAUGGAAACUUGCAGAACGUCUGGGGAUUGCACACCAUCCUGACCAUCUUGUUGCCCUUCGGGCGGCAUCACGAGUGAUUAGCACAGCGUACGAUAAGGAAGCCCUCAAAGAACCUGUUGUGACCGGUCAGCCGUUUCCCGUCGACGAAGGCAAAGCAAUGGGUUUCGAUAAAGAUGAUGAUCUGGAGAGAUGUGCGAAAAUUUUACGACUCCUGCAAAUACAGAGCAUCCGUGAGCUCCAGACAAGCAUUAACGAAACUAUUGUCGCGGCACAAAACAUUACCGCCGACCCACGGACUGAUACAAGUUUAGGGAAAGUCGGUUUGAAAUAAGAUCGUUCAAUGUGCAUCUAAUCGGGGACAUUUUUAUUUUACCAAUAAACUCAAUACUUCCUAAGCUAUAAAGUUCAA
Messenger RNA from Anopheles coustani, 890 nucleotides. Its product is annotated as RNA transcription, translation and transport factor protein-like. Gene Ontology annotation, molecular function: RNA binding. Gene Ontology annotation, biological process: tRNA splicing, via endonucleolytic cleavage and ligation. The transcript is spliced from 2 exons. Gene Ontology annotation, cellular component: tRNA-splicing ligase complex. Bases 60 to 812 code for a protein of 250 amino acids. The record is from RefSeq and is a predicted model, not a curated record. NCBI's taxonomy places the organism in Eukaryota, Metazoa, Arthropoda, Insecta, Diptera, Culicidae.